AUGUGUAUAGUUCAAGGGUAUUCAAAUCAUUUACAACAACCUGGUUACUAUUGUCAAGCUAGAAAACAUUUUAGUAAUAUUGAAGAAUCAUGUAGAGAAUCAGCUACAAAAGUUUGGCAAAAAAUGAGUAUUUUACAAAAAUUAGAUAGUUUUACACUUUUUGGUUUAAAUGACAAUUACACCAAAAAAAAAUUAGAACUACGUAGAUUACCUACAUGUCAACCAAAUAAUUGGACUAAUUUUGAAAUUAUGAACCAAUUAUUUUUAUAUUAUUUACAAAGAUGUACACUUAGUAAUAUUAAUUGGUGGUGCAUAUUUCUUAAAUGGGCUCAAAAAAUAAGUGGAAUUAUUGAAAUAUGGUCUACUAUUCGAAAAAUUUAUUCUCCAAAUUAUGAAUUUAAUGAUUGA
Molecule: messenger RNA, 408 nt
Organism: Dentiscutata heterogama
Lineage: Eukaryota; Fungi; Glomeromycota; Glomeromycetes; Diversisporales; Gigasporaceae
Source: the annotation of a GenBank genome assembly